This is a messenger RNA of Rotaria sp. Silwood2, 316 nucleotides long. The record is from the annotation of a GenBank genome assembly. Lineage: Eukaryota; Metazoa; Rotifera; Eurotatoria; Philodinida; Philodinidae.
AUGGUUGUGGUUGAAUAUGCACAUUGUCGAAAAUGGAAUUAUCCAUUUACAAAUACUCAAGAACUAUUUGGAUAUGAUAUUCGUUUACCUGAUGUAUGUAUAUUUACACAUACAUUAGCAUCAUCAAAUCAACUGCAUCUAUUGUCGGCGCCAGAAUUAAAUAGGGGUGGGUAUAAGCUCAAUAACUCGACAACAGCAAUAGCUAGCGACCUGCGGUUUUCGUCAAUCGAAAGAGGAGGAGUUGGGACGCCUUUUUCUCUGAUAAUGUAUAAGACGAAAACCUUUUAAAACUAAUCAUAUUCGAAAAGCAUGCAAA